AUGAGCAGCCCCACAAGUCGAGGGGCGGGCUGGCAGGAGCUCAAGGACGAGGCGUCGGGCCAGGCUUACUACUACAACUCGCACACCGGCGAGACCACCUGGACCACGCCACCCGAGCUUCAACAGCAAGCGACACCCAAGAACGAGUGGUGGGAACUAUUCGAUGCCAGCCGCGGCCGGCCCUAUUUCUACAAUCCCUCUACCAAACAGACCGUCUGGGAGGCCCCACCCGGUGUUACGCCGCUGGUGAUCGUGCCCGAGAGCGGAGGAGGCGCGGCGGCCAACGGCGGCCAAUGGAACGAAGUGGUGGACCUCAAGAGCGGGCUAACCUACUACGUCAACAGCGCCACCGGCCAGAGCUCGUGGGUCAAGCCCGGCUCCGGCAGCCAACAGGUGACGAUCACCGUCGACGAACCCGCUUCGCCGGUCAGCGUUCCGCCACGACCAAAGAGCGUCAUGGUGCGCAAUGGGGCGCCAUCUUCGGGCAACCGCCACACCGUGGCCCUGGGCAAGGGCGGCGGCUUCGCGCAGAGCAACAACAUCCCGCCGCCCCUCCCCGUGCUGCACACCCAGGACGACAUCAACACUUCACCCCCCCAUGUUCCCGCCGUCGCCGGCCUCCUGCGCCGGCAGCGGUGGCUCGCCGCUGCGUGGCGGAUCGGUCAUCACCAUGCCCACCGCGCCCGCGGCCUACACCCCCGGCCGCGCUCGUCCUCCUUCAUCCUGCCCCAGCAGGCCUUGGCCUUCUCUCCGCACCACCACCACCACCCGCCCGCCGGCUCGCUCGCCACCAUCGUCUCGCCGCGCGGCUUGCCAUCGUCGUCGCCCGGCGGCGGGGGCUCGGCGGCCGAGGCGGCUGCGGCGGCGACUGGGCUGGCGUCGGGCGGUUCGGGCGGAAAGGAGGAGAAGGAGGGGAAGAAGAAGGGCGGGAGCGAGCGCAAGAAGAAGCUGGCGUUCCGCAAGACGGCGAUCUUCGGGAAGGAGGGCAAGGAGGGCAGCAAGCACAAGAAGACGCACUCGAUCGGCGGCGGCGGCCGGAGCGCGUCGAUGAGCGAGAGGGACAUUGCGCAGGGUGUGCUGAGCAACAGCGGCAGCCACAUCAUCUCACGAGCCGACGACCUGGAGAGCGACGGCUCAGACAUCAUGCCCACCAUGCCCAAGUCUAUCAUCGUUGACAUCAACAAAUUCCAGCUGGAGGGUUAUGCAAGGAAGUUCUUCAACGCGCAGAAGAAGAAGGGCGUGUUCACGCGCAAGAAGACGCCCGUCAAGGAGAUGCUCAUGUUCCAGAAGCAACCGCUGGAGGUGUCGCUGCUCAACUUCCACAAGCCCGAGCUCCAGAAGAAGGCGCUCGACCUAUUCAAACUGAUCCUGGCAUACCAGGGCGUGAUCAAGCGAGAGACCAACGAGUCACCGCUGGCCAUCGCGCGCCAGAUCGCCGCCGACGGCAUUACCGAGGGCCAGAUCCGAGACGAGUUGUUCUGCCAGCUGUGCAAGCAGACCUGCUACACACCAAACGAAGGCUGGGAGCUGAUGGUGGUGAGCUGCCUGACAUUCCCGCCCACCCAGGACCUCGAAGCCUGGUUCCGCAAAUAUUUGGAGGAGCACGUCCGCAAGGGCUCCGACGCGGGCAAGGAGGCCAUCUACGCCAGGUUCUGUCUGAAGAAGUUGAACCUGAUGUGCCAGAAGCAGGGGCCGUCGCGCGGCCGUGUGCCGUCGUUGCGCGAGAUCGAGAAGAUCAUCGCGGCGCCGUUCCACUUCUCGCCGUUCGGGGCGGACCUGGAGGAGAUCAUGACCCACGAGCGCUCGCUCAACCCGUCGGCCCAGGUGCCCCGCAUCGUCGAGUUCCUCUGCGAUUCGGUGAUGCGGCUCAACGGGUGCAAUAUUGAGGGCCUCUUCCGCAUCCCGGGCGACUCCGAGGGCAUCUACACCAGCAAGGCCGACAUCGAGUGCGGCAACUUUGACAUCUCCAACUUCCGGGACGCGAAUGUGCCGGCGGCGCUGCUCAAGCUGUGGAUGCGCGAGCUGGCCCAUCCUCUCAUCCCCGAUGCGCUCUAUGAUAAGGCGCUGAAGAGCGGCCACGACCCAAAACGGGUCAAGGAGGUGGUGGACAAGUGCCCCAAGAACAACCAGAGCGUGAUUCGCUACGUCAUCCGCUUCAUUCAAGUCCUCGCCCAACCCGAGAACCAGGCGCGGACGAAGAUGAACGUGAACAACCUGGCGAUGAUCUUCGCGCCCACCUUCCUGCGUUGUCCGUCGGACAACCCGCAGGACCUGAUGGAGAACACCCGAUACGAGCAGGACUUCGUGCACGACCUCAUCGUCAACCUCUCCUGA
Molecule: messenger RNA, 2334 nt
Organism: Acanthamoeba castellanii str. Neff
Lineage: Eukaryota; Discosea; Longamoebia; Acanthamoebidae
Product: RhoGAP domain containing protein
Exons: 17
Coding region: 1-2334 (777 amino acids)
Biological process (GO): signal transduction
Cellular component (GO): cytoplasm; cytoskeleton
Molecular function (GO): protein binding; GTPase activator activity
Source: RefSeq, a predicted model, not a curated record